Molecule: messenger RNA, 597 nt
Organism: Funneliformis mosseae
Lineage: Eukaryota; Fungi; Glomeromycota; Glomeromycetes; Glomerales; Glomeraceae
Source: the annotation of a GenBank genome assembly
AUGCAAAAUGAUCUAGAUCACUCACAUGAAGAAAAUGAACGCAUGCAAAAUUCUAUGAAUCAAAUUACUCCCCUAGCUAAUCAACUAAAUGGUUUGAAUAAUAAGCUUAUCUCCCAAAUUACUUGCGAACGAAAGUCUCAUGCCGAUCUUAAUGCUAAGCAGUUAAAAGAAAUAGAAUCGCUAAAGUUUAUGACAAAAAUAAAUGAACUGGAGGUUGAGUUAGAACAAAUUGCGCAAAAAGUUUUAUUAAAGGAUUCUGAUACUAACCAGUUGUGUAGCAAUCCCUCUUUUGAGAUUAAAGCAAAGGAAUUGGAAAAUGAAUUGGAGAAAGUUACGCAAAAUUCAUCAUUUAAGGAUGGGUUAAUUUUCUGUCUCAGGUCUAGGGUAAGUAAUCUGAAAGAUGAACUAGAUCAGAUCAUUUCGCAACUGCAUCAGUCAAUUAAUGAUUCAAAAAUAGGUAAUGCAGAAGCAGAUCCAGUUUCAUCAUCCAAUGAUUAUAAGCGAGGUGAAGCAGUAGAAGAGGUAUCCCAUUUUUCUUCACACUGCUUAGAAUCUGAACCUGAUGAAAGAAAAGUAAAAGAUGAGAUAGGGACUUAA